AUGGUACAUUUGUCGAAUGAUAUUCUAGAAGAGGUUCUCUGUCGAUUACCUAUUAAGUGUCUGAUCCGUUUUAGAUGUGUAUCUAAAUCUUGGCUUGCUUUAAUCAGUAGCCCCUAUUUCGUCAAAUUACAUUUUAACCGAUCAGUCCAAACCAAGAGAAACCUUAGGCUCUUCAAAAGUAAUCUUUUUCAGGUGGAUUUUGAUUCCCUCCAUGACGACGAUGUUCUUCAAGAGGUGAAGUUUCGGAAUUAUGGAUUUGUACCUAAAUCUUCAUGUGAUGGUUUGCUUUGUAUGUCAAAUACCCGUGACACUCAACGUGUUCUUGUGUGGAAUCCUUCAACCAGAAGGAAUCCUUCAAAAAGAUGGCCGAAUACUAUAGCCGAAAAGAAUUAUCCGACAACCUGUUUAGGUGAUGACUUUCUUAGCAUGCCAAAUGUCCAUGCAAUUGACAAUGUCUUUUUAUGGAAUCCAUCAACCAGAAAGGCUUUAAAACUUCCUUACGCAUCAAUUGAAAUAGAAAAACAGAUUGGUCUUUUCAAUGCCUAUGUUUAUUGUGUUUAUCGAAUUGGUUACGAUAACACCAAUGACGAUUACAAGGUGGUGAGAAUUGUGAUACUUAGUGAGCCUAGGUCGUUCUCCGAGUAUGAGAUUAUGGUUUAUAGUUUGAGAUCAAAUUCCUGGCAUAGGCUAGAGAAGUUUCCUCACUGUCCGAAUUGGAGUAACUUCGGAGAUUGCAUUGUUGGUGGAGCUCUACAUUUUAUGUCAAUUGUGAAAUCAGAUUUAAAAAGUGAAAACUCGAUUGUUGCAUUUGAUCUUGGGACAGAGAAAUGCAGAGUACUUCCACAGCCAGAGUACAAUGGUACUCCAUCCAAAUUAUGUUUGGAUAAUUUGGGAGGAUGUCUUUCGCUAAGUUGUGUGUACGAAUCAUCAAUUGUGGAUGUGUUUUUGCUGAAGGAAUAUGGCGGAAUGAAAGAACAUUGGUCGAGAUUAAUUACAUUGUCACGAACAAGUACUUUUAAGAUUUUUCACCCUUUGAAACCUAUUGCUUAUUCCAAGUGCGGUAAGAAAGUAUGGUUGAAUAUGGAUGAUAAGAGGCUUGUUUUGUAUAAUUUGGAACAAAAGUCAGUUGAGGAGAUUAAGGAUCGUGAUAGAAGCUCAACUAGCCUCCUAUACAAAUAUUGUCUUGAAAGUCUCGUCACUGUCGAUGUUCCAGGAACCACGAAGAUCAUAUUUGGAAACUGGAUCCAUAAAGAGAAGAUUUUCAAAUAUGCUUAUUGUUGUGCUAUACAAGCCACUUAA
This is a messenger RNA of Impatiens glandulifera, 1299 nucleotides long. Its product is annotated as F-box protein CPR1-like. The record is from RefSeq and is a predicted model, not a curated record. The transcript has 2 exons. Lineage: Eukaryota; Viridiplantae; Streptophyta; Magnoliopsida; Ericales; Balsaminaceae. The coding region runs from base 1 to 1299 and encodes 432 amino acids. Gene Ontology annotation, molecular function: protein binding.